Pichia kudriavzevii is the source of this 723-nucleotide messenger RNA. RefSeq lists its product as uncharacterized. Gene Ontology annotation, biological process: transcription by RNA polymerase I. The transcript has a single exon. NCBI's taxonomy places the organism in Eukaryota, Fungi, Ascomycota, Pichiomycetes, Pichiales, Pichiaceae. The record is from RefSeq and is a predicted model, not a curated record. The coding region runs from base 1 to 723 and encodes 240 amino acids.
AUGGCAAAGAAGGUUAUAUCUGACGAAGUCAUUAUUGACAGUGACGCGGGGCUGUCCACCGAUUCUGAGGCAGAGAGGGAGCUUGAGGAGAAGGCCGUUGAGUUCCAAGCGCCAAAGAAGUACAGCAAGCAAGAUGGGAAGAAGAAGCCUAGUGGGUUUGAAGCUCUGGGCAAGAGGGAUAAAGUAUGGCUGAUCAAGGUUCCCAAGGACGUUGAUGUGGAUGCAAUCAAGGAGAUUCCAGCUGUUGGAAAAGAGAUUGAAAUCAACGGUAAGCUCUACGGGAUCAGUCAGGAGGAAGCAAGAAGUGACCAGUUCCAGCUGCUACUUCCUGAAGGUACUGGGUAUAGAACGUGUGGGGUUGGCAUUUCGAAGGUUGUUGACCUCCAUGAGAAAAUCAGGAUUCCAGAAAUCAACUACUCACAGGUUGUCACUCCACGAGAGAAUGUUGAGAGGGAGGAAGGUCUCAGAAUGAGGCACUUUCCCACCGGCUACUAUAUCAAGGACUACGAGGAGGCACAAGAGCCUGUUGUGCCCGGUCCAAACGCAGGCUCGAAGAAAAGAAGACACAGUGCCGGUGAAGGAGACGAUGAUGCCAAUGUAGAUGGCGAUGACGCCGCAAAGAGUAAGAAGAGCAAGAAGGACAAGAAGAGCAAAAAGGACAAAAAGGACAAGAAGGACAAGAAGGAGAAAAAGGACAAGAAGGACAAGAAAGCAAAGCAUUAG